AUAAAAACAUUCGGGGCUUUGCUGAAAACAUUCGGGGCUCCAGCCCCCUUAGCCCACCCCUAACGCCGCCCCUGACGCCAAGUACAAAAAUCAUUUGUACAGCUCUUGAUUUAACGGUUUUGGUGACUGUAAGGGCUACUUCACCAGCAAUAACGAGUACAAGCCUUCGAUUAGCUGCGGGUAUUGGCAGCACUGCUGUGGAAGCUGCGAUAACAGAUACUGCUGCUCCUCUGAAUAUUCGAAGUUAUCUGAGGAUGAACAAUACCAAUGCGAUAUAUACACCCCCAUUUGCGGGGGUUGUGGUCCUCAUCAUCUUGUUCAUCUGCUGCUGCUGCCCCUGCUGCUGUAUCUAUCAAAUGUGCAGAAAACCCAGACCUGUGGUACAAACACAUGUAACUACAGUCAUGAAUACACAAUGCAUUCAGCAGCAGCCUGUAAUGCAGGGAGUCCAGUACCCACAAUACCAACCAGUGCCGACUCAACCAGGUUACGGGGGUCAUCCUAUGCAGACAGGACCAUAUCAGGGACAGUCAUAUGCACCAGGACCCCCACCCUCGUAUCACGUGGCCACGAGUCCUGGAUAUCCCACUAUUCAGGGUGCAUAUGACGGAGGCCAGGCCAUGUAUCCCAUGCAGCCACCUGCCCAGCCGGGUGUUGCUCCUAUGCUUUCAGAGACAUCCAAUCAGCCGGCACAACCCCGCCUACAUGCAGCCACCAAAACCCAAUUACUAAACCGCAACCGUCUGUCAAAUCAGUCAUUGCUGGAUUGUGGAGUUUGACGAGCUUUCGCAAGGCAGUAAGAAUGUUCCUAAGAUGUGCUAAGGUCAAGGGUUAUUACCGUUUUUAAUUUGAGUUAUUUUGUUUUAUUACUUUCAACUUCUUUCAGUUUAGUUUUCACUUUGUGACACACUUGAAAAAUGCAUUUUGGAAUUGUAAAUAAAACAAAGAUUAUUAUAGAAAGUUUUACAUGAAAAUACCAUUUUAAUCUUUCUACAAGCCAUGAGUGAAAAUAGUUUCUACACCUUUUUUUAAAUGCCAUAAUAGUUUUUAUUAGUGUUUUAUGCCUUCAGUAUUAAUUAUUCUAGUAUACACUGAUAAACAAUAUAAAACUGAAUAUACUAAAAAGACUAAAAUCUAAAAUAUAACUUGCCAUUUUUUUAUUAUUUUUUUUAGUUAAUAUUCUUUAGUUACAGCUUAUGUAAUUCUGUUAUUGAGUUUUCAUAGUAAGUUUCAGUAUGUAGACCACAUAUAAAUGUUUUGUUUUUUUCCUACAUUUCAAAUGGCAGGAACUGUGAUUAUAUUUAAAGAAAGUGUCAAGUUUUCAAGGUAGGAAAAAGGGUUAAUUUUGUUAAAGCAACCUUUGUUUAAGCAUUAGGAAACCCCCAAUAUUUGCAGUGCUUUUUCAGAUUGUAUUUUACUGUUUCAGGUGACUUUGCUUUUUUGAGAUGCAGCCUAUUUGUUUAAUGGGUAUACAUUUUGAAUAGGUUUAAUUGGUGUUUUAUAUGUUUUCUAUGUGUGAAAGAUGUGAAAAAUAUAUUUUACUGUUUUUUAAAUUCUGUAUAUUCUGUGUGGUGGUCAGUUCACAGCAGUGAUAGAAAUUAAUCUUUUCCAAUAAGUAUAAAUGGAUUUUUACCUUUUAUGGGCAUUUUUUACCUUUUGUAAGCCAUUUUUUUUCUAAAAGUGUGCAUAAUCUUUCAAUCAAAUUCUUAAAUUGAAUCAGUCAAUUAGAAAUAAGUUAUUUCGGCUGUUACCAAGUAAAUAAAAUCAGUAUUGACAAAAUUAAUCUUUGCAGUGCAGAGAAAACACAGAAGAUGCAUUAGAAGAGGCAUUUACAUGCAUUGAUAUUUUAAACAUAACAUGUUGUAUACUGAUUUUUGAAAUUAUAAAAAAAAAUAAAAAAUGAAAAGAUACUUUAAAUGUGAAAUUAAAACUGCCAGUAGGUGGCAGCAAGUCACUGUUAAUAAGUGAGUCAUUGCGAUUGAACAAAAUUUAAACGGUUGAUUCAGGAAGGAAGGAAACACCAUCAUGUUGAUCAGAGACACAAAUUGGAAUUAUAUUUGUUGGCGAAACAUAUUGUGUCAACAACAUAAGUGUCUUAUAUUAAAUUCUUGUUUAUUGAACUGCAGUUUAAAAUCAAUAUUACAAUUGCGUGAUACUGAUUAACUAUAUGAAAUGAAAUAAAUAUAUACAUUUCUACCCCA
Molecule: messenger RNA, 2201 nt
Organism: Cyprinus carpio (common carp)
Lineage: Eukaryota; Metazoa; Chordata; Actinopteri; Cypriniformes; Cyprinidae
Product: protein shisa-5-like
Exons: 5
Coding region: 255-779 (174 amino acids)
Source: RefSeq, a predicted model, not a curated record